CGCGGGACGCUCCUAUCUCAGAACUCAUCGCGCUUCUUUCCCUCUCAAACCCAUCUACCGCCUCAGAAUGGCGCACACCCUCGCCCAAGAGCGUUUUCUCGCCGACAAGACCGUCCCGCUCUGCGGCAUGCAGAUCGGCGACGCGUUCAAGCAGCUGAGUGACAAGGAAAAGAAGUAUGCGCAUUUUAUGGCCGAGGCGGCUUGGGCUGGCGCUCGUAUCAUUCAAGGGCAAUGGACGCCACAGGCAGUGGACCUAUAUGACCUGCUUUUGUUGACUUUGAGCGACGCAUCCGGGAACUUGGCUGGCUUCGACCAGCUUCGCCAAGCUGCUGGGGUCACAGCAGACGACUGGGAACAGGCAAUUCAAUACACCAUCCAGGUCAUCAGCAACCUCGUCAACUAUCGCUCCUUUGGCUUCACCAAGAUCGUCCCGCGCGUCCCUGCGGACAAAUUCGAGGCAAUCAUCUCGAAGUCCGCCAACUCAUCCAAGGCUUUGCCGCUCUGGAAUAAGCUGAAGGAUCACAUCUACGCUCUCUCGCCAGAGGAGUCCCUCUACAUCGGCAAGCCGAAGGAUGGCAACAUCAGCAACUACUACCCGUCUGAACUCGCUAUCACGGACGAGGAGGUUGCUGCCGUCCAGCAGGCCGCCGAGAAGAACGGCGUGGAUGUUUUGAACACUCGUAUCCGCAAAGUCUCCCCCACCGAAUUCGUGCUCCUCGUCGCGUCCGCGAAAUCCGACCUCGCCAGCAACACUUACGACGCGACCGUGAACGACACGCCCGCAAAAGUCACCGUGCAGUACGGCGACUUCUCCAGCGCGCUGACGAAAGUCAACGCCGCGCUCGCGGAGGCGAAGAAGUACGCGGCGAACGCGACGCAGGAGCGGAUGAUCGACGGGUACAUCAAGUCCUUCGAGACCGGGUCCAUCCAGGCGCACAAAGACGCGUCUACGGAGUGGGUGAAGGACGUGGGACCGGUGGUGGAGACGUAUAUCGGGUUCAUCGAGACCUACGUCGACCCCUACGGCGCGCGCGCGGAGUGGGAGGGCUUCACUGCGAUCGUGAACAAGCAGCUCAGCGCCAAGUUCGAGAAGCUCGUCAACUCGGCGCCCACGCUGAUCCAGGAUCUGCCGUGGGGCAAGGACUUCGAGGUCGACGUGUUUCGCAAGCCGGACUUCACCGCGCUCGAGGUCGUGUCCUUUGCGACCGGCGGCAUUCCUGCAGGCAUCAAUAUCCCGAACUAUUAUGAAGUCCGGGAGAACACUGGCUUCAAGAACGUGUCACUCGCGAACAUCCUAGCUGCCAAGUCGCCGAAUGAGGAAGUCACCUUCAUUCACCCUGAUGACCUCGAGCUGUACAAUGCGUGGGACAGCAAAGCCUUCGAGGUGCAAGUCGCGAACCACGAGCUCCUUGGACACGGCUCUGGGAAGCUCUUCCAGGAGGAGGCGGACGGCAAGCUGAACUUUGAUCCGGAAAAGAUCAUCAACCCGCUGACGGGCAAGAAGAUUGACUCCUGGUACAAGCCCGGUCAAACACCCGACUCAGUGCUCGGCGAGGUAUCAUCAUCCAUGGAAGAAUGCCGCGCGGAGACGGUGGCGCUCUACCUCGUUGGCAACCGUGACAUCCUGAAGAUCUUCGAUAUUACCUCCGACCAGGACAUCGACGACAUCCAGCACGCGACGUUCCUUCUCAUGGCCCGCGCCGGCCUGCGCGGGCUCGAGUUCUUCGACCCGAAGGCCGGGAAGCACGGUCAAGCGCACAUGCAGGCGCGCCUCGGCAUUACGCAGCACCUCUUCAAGAACGGAUUGGCGACGCUGGAGGAAGUGCGCGGGUCGGAUGGGGCGUUGGAGAAUGUGUAUGUGCGUGUGGAUAGGGAGAAGGUGUUGAAGGAGGGCAAGCGCGUGGCGGGAGAGUUGCUGGUGCAACUCCAAGUUCGCAAGAGCACUGCGGACGGCGCCGGCGCUCGCAAGUUCUACGCUGAGCUCACGAAACCGAGCGAUGCUUGGGCAGGCGAGAUCCGUGACUUGGUCUUGAAGAAGAAGCAGCCGCGGAAGAUCUUCGUCCAACCGAAUACCUUCGUCGUGAAUGACAAGGUUGAGUUGAAGGAAUACCCUCUGACGCCGGCGGGUGUUAUUGAGAGCUUCCUCGAGCGCAAACUGUAGCUUUUACCUCCAAAAAAGCACUAUAUACCGCUGGCUACACUUCUUGGCUCCCUAUUUUGCACGGUUCGUUCAUCUGCCACACCGAAACCAGCUCUUGCUGCCUGUUGUGGGCGUCAGUGAUGGCG
Molecule: messenger RNA, 2286 nt
Organism: Schizophyllum commune H4-8
Lineage: Eukaryota; Fungi; Basidiomycota; Agaricomycetes; Agaricales; Schizophyllaceae
Product: dipeptidyl-peptidase III
Exons: 16
Coding region: 68-2161 (697 amino acids)
Biological process (GO): proteolysis
Cellular component (GO): cytoplasm
Molecular function (GO): metalloexopeptidase activity; dipeptidyl-peptidase activity
Source: RefSeq, a predicted model, not a curated record